GAACGAAGAAGCCACGAUAGCAGACGAACUUUCAGCUAAAAUCGUUCAGAGCGACAUCUAACGGUACACAGGGCAAUCAGCGGUCGCCUGCUGAAAAUGGCGGCGACCAAAGUUCUGCUAUUUCUGUCUUUGUUUAUGCUGCCGCUUUUACAAUGUGAAAAUAGUAACUCACCCCUAAAAAGGGUGAUUUAUUCUCUGGAGACAUUAAUAGGUUUUUACCGAGAGAAUUACAGGGAUUUAAAUUUGGAUGGACUUUUUGGCCUGCGAGCCCUAGAAGGUCAUUUACAGUUAAUACUUGCCGAACAUCAGAAUGGGAGUCACACUCAUUUAUCAUCGGACAUUCUGUCACGCCUGCGGACCAUGGCAUCUGUCAGUACUCUCAUCAGUAAUCAAGCGAUCGAGUUUGUUAGGAAAGAUGAUGAGGGCUAUUACAAUAGUAUGAGCUAUGUGAUUGGCCAGCCAUGGAAUAUUUUACACAAACAUCGAAAACUAGAUCAAGCAUUACGUUGGACGCCUAAAAUUUACAAGUCAACUAAACAAUUUAAAAUUGAUGAAGCGACGAGUGAUAAAUGUAUGGCCGAGCUAACAGGGAGUAAUCGCAGUGAUAAAAAGACUUGUUAUAUUGGCAAGGAAUGUCUGGAUACGAUGACAAUGAAGGGUUUAACAGAAUACGGAAUCACUCAUCAGAUAUUGUGGACCAUGCUGGCAGAAAAGACAAAUUGUUUACAGGAAUUGAAUAGUCUGCUUGGAUCGUCAAAAGGAACGAGUACCAGCGCUAUGCAACAGGAAUUCUGUACCAAUAAUUUUUUUGAAAUGGCUGCAGUGGUUCAUGUUUACAUGAAAGGAAAAAUCAAACAGGAUUAUCAGGAUUUAUUUCUCGAACAGCAGUUUGUGUGUCCAAGCUUAGGAUUUUAUGAAUUUUUAAAGAAGGAAUAUUUGGAUCAAGUGUUGUCGUGGCAGUUUCCAUCCGGAUGUUUUGGAGAUCCGAAAGGUAAUGUUGCAACAUCAAGUUCGGAAAUUCGAAAGAAACCUGAAAUGCAAAAUAUGGAUGGUCCUUUAGACAUGCUACCACAGAAUAUCAACUACGGUCAGCAGCAGCAACAACAACUACAACAACAGAAUUCGAAAAAUAUUCAAAGUUUACAAAAUAAUAACAUGGACACUCUACCUCAUAAUCGUGGUCAAAAUAUCCAAUCAUCUAAUAUUUUGAAAUCUCAGUUUGAUCAACGUGUAGAUACAAACUCUGUUUAUAGUAAAAAUUUGAACAAUCAGAAUUCAAAUCUAGUAAAUAGACUAGCAGCAAAUUUUAAUAAUCCGAUACCAGGUUUAAAUAAUGGUGCAAAUAACCUCCAAGCACCUGUUGGCCAGCAGAACUAUAACCCCAAUGGUGCAAAUAACCUGCAAGCACCUAUUGGACAACAGAACUAUAACCCCAAUGGUGUAAAUAACCUCCAAGCACCUGUUGGCCAGCAAAAUAAUAAUCCAGAUGGUGUGCAUCUGAACACCCUGGCACCAUUUCUUCAGCAGAACAUUGUGAAUAUAAAUAACAACAAUGAUGUUAAUAAUCCCAUGCAACGAAGAGGACAAAAUUCUGUAUUCCCUCUACCACCAAGUGAUACUAAUAAUUUAAAAAAUUCAAAAUUAUAUCAGGGCUUACAGCCAAUGGGUGCUAAUGUGAUAAAAUUAAAUGACAAUAUAAAACCUAAUGUGAUAGGGCAAGGGCAACAACGACAGCUGAUGAGUGCCAAUGAAAAUACUGCUUACGUUGGAAGGAAAUUAUUAGCAGAAAAAGAGAUGAAAGAUGGUUGUAUGGCCCACACUACUGCUGUUGCUACAGGAGCCCUUGUCAUGUAUUUACGAUAUCUCAUAGAUCCUGGUCCCCUGGAUCUUUAUAGUUCACAUCAUAUACUACAAGAAACAUCGCGUUCCUUGUUGGGUCAAGGGUUGGAUCAGUCCCCCGUCAUCGGAGGCGAUUCUCGGAAAGUCAAACAAGAAGGGUUAAUACCGGUGAAAGAUCCUAGUAUUAAUUUGAACCCUGAUCCUGCCGAAGACGGCCUCAACCCAAACGAGGUUGUUGAAGAUGACGAAGAGGAAGAUGAAGAGGAAGACGAAUAUGAGGAUGGGGAGGAAGAUGCGGAGGAGGACGACGACGACCCUGAUUACAAUAACGAUGCUAAAAACGAUGACGAAUUUUAUCCAGAUGGUGACAAUACCGCGGACAGUAAGAAACAUCCAGAGAAAAAAGUAGUUCACUUUGGGUUAAGACCGAAAGAAAUUGAAAUAAAGAAAAAUUUAUACGAGGGUGGUGAAGGGGAUUAUAAAGAAAAUGGAAAGAAAAAUAAUCCCGAGGAUGCCGAUUAUACAUAUUACGAGGAAGACAAUCACGCAAAAAAUAGUCCUAAAAAGGUCGUUAACGCGAAUCCUAUAGAAAAUAACAACAUAGACAAUAACGAUAUUGAUAAUAAUAAUAAUAAUAUUGACAUAGAAAGCGAUAAAGACGCUCGUGUAAAUUUAAUUAAUCCAAAUAUAGAUAGCGAAAUAGUGAAGGAACCUGUGACACCAACGCCACCUUCCAUGAAAACGGUUUUUGUGUUUUUUUCGGUGUGUUCUAUGGUAAUUCUGUUUUUUAUGUUUCGUUUUAUCAAGAAACGACGAAUACAUAUUCGAUAUCAUCCACGUGAUUUUUUGAGGUUAUGAUUUAGGUUAACUUUGUGUUGUGUUUGUUAAUGGAAGGCGAUCUGUGUUUUUCUUUGAUAUUUAUAUUUUUUAAUUUUAUCGAGCGCUGUGGCAAGAAUAUUUUGUGUUAACAUAUCGGGCUUCAGAUCCCUGUAACCCGGGUAUCAUUUAAUCUUGGGUAUUAAGCAUUAAUCUCUUUCACAUUCAUUCAAUAAAAAGCAUUUAAUUUGUACUUGUGUCGAGUUUAAAGCUGACCAUUCAAUUUUGAUAAUGAGUGUCCAAUUUAUAAGCGUUUAAUUUCUCGAUCACUGUUUAAAAAUAAACAACCCAAUUCAUUAUUGAUGUAUAUAUAAUGUACAGUGGUCAGGAAAUUAAGCACUUGGACACUCAUUAUCAAAAUUUAAACUGGACACAAGUACAAAUUAGAUGAUUUGGGGUGAUUUUAAACGAUUUUUUAAACAAAGAUUUGAUAUUAAACUAUUGUGAAAGAAUUUAGUGCUAGAUACACAAGAUUAAAUUGAUACCCCAUCUUCACUGGCCAAGAGUUAUGAUUCGCUUCACUUUCUUUAAGAAAGAUAAGCGAAUCAUAACCCUUGGCCAGUGAAGAUGAUGAUACCUGGGUUACAGUGAGUUUUAUGCAUGGUUUAUUGACCAAUAGGGCUUUCCUAUAGCUUCACAACUAGAGGUAUAGAAUCAGUUCUCCUGGUUCUGUAAACCUCAUUUAUUUUGUAGUCGGCACCAGCAGCCUUACAAAUCAAAAUUUUCAGAACUUCUGAAAGUGACUCACAUAUUACCCAAGUAUGAUCUUCAGAAUUUUCCAUCCUCGUUUCCCCUUGUCAGUGGUGCUGGAAGGAAAUGAAAUGGGGUUAAACGUCCUACUGUUCUGCUCCUACUGGGCUAAUGAGGACGGGCAUGGUAUGAGGGACAUUUUGCCUGAACAGCAGUGUUGCGACCUACUCUUUAUUUCAAAUUCCAACUGUCAAGGGUUCUUUUACAUGCACGCCAAUGUGUACACGGGACCUCGUUUUUUUGUCCCAUCCUUACGAGUAUACGUUGUCCCUUAACAGGCCCUGACAAGGGGGAACCACCCUGGAAAAUCCUAAUAAACUUUUUUUAGCCAAUGCAGGGAUCGAUGGGACCUCUAGGUUAGCGAGCUAAUGUUCUACUCCCUGAGCCACCGUGGCUUCCAAUACUAACUGGAACAAUGUUUAGUUGUUCAGAUGGGAUGAAAAACCAAGUUGGAAUUUGGGGCAAAGUUUCCCUCAUAGCUCAUUGCAUGGCACAUGCAGAAAAGUGGGAUGAAAAGCACAUUUCAUUUCUUUUUGACAAUGCACAGAAAUUUGUGACUUGUUUGGGAAAAUGGCUAAGAGACUAGCAUCAGACAGAAUUCGAUCUGAAAAAAGAGGUUAUAGAAAUACGUGAAGUCAGGUUUUAGAAAAAUAAUUUAAAAAUUUUGAUUUGUAAAUCAGCCGGUACAGACAUUACACAUGUAAAUAAAUGGAGCCGUGAUAUAUGUUGUAAGUAGGUGAUUUCCAUUGGUUAACCAGUGGGGAUACUGAUUUCCAUUAGUUAACGAAAUGGGGAUACUGAUUUCCAUUGGUUAACGAAAUGGGGAUACUGAUUUCCAUUAGUUAACAAAAUGGGGAUACUGAUUUCCAUUGGUUAACAAAAUGGGGAUACUGAUUUCCAUUAGUUAACAAAUUGGGGAUACCGAUUUCCAUUGGUAAACCAUGAAAUGGGGAUACUGAUUUCCAUUGGUUAAUCAAGUGGUGAUACCGAUUUCCAUUGGUUAACCAAGAGUGGAUACUUAUUUCCAUUGGUUAACCAAGUGGGGAUACCGAUUUCCGCUAAAAAUUGUCCAUGGUGUAAAAUCUGUAAUAAUUGAGAUUACCAUCGUAUUGAAGACUAAUACAAAGGAAAGGGUGGAGGUGUGUGUGUGUGUUUCUAGAACAAAUCGUUAAUAUUAGAGAUCAUGUGAUCUAACAGUUGCCACCAUAUAUGGCUAUGUAUAGAAAAGAUUUUUUAGCUUGCACUAUCUAGGCCAGGGGUGGCCAACCCAUGGCACAAGUUCCACAUUGGACUAUUCCAAGUGACAUCACUGCACCGAAUCAAAAGUCUCAUUAAGGUAAACAAUGUUGCUAUUUCUGUUAACAUCUCUGGACCAUGAACCGUGCCACAAUUUGUUGUUUUGCAUCUUGGGGGAUGACCCCCUUCGAACAGUACAAACGACAUGAAACUUGGAAUGCUUGGUCCUUGAUGUGACGUAUUUGUAGCAUUGCACGCCUGGAGUUGUUCAGAUAAUUAAUAAUGUUUCUAUCUCUGUUAACAUUUGUCAAAAAGUCUUCGGGAAGCUUUCUAUAUGGUUCAUCUGAAGUUGUAGGUAUUAUAUUCGGCGCAUGGAAUGUAAAAGUUUGGCCACCCCUGAUGUAGGCCCUACUAUAUGACAAAAGGCCUUUCACUAAAAGUCCCAUAUAAGGCCAAAUAAGAAAAAUAUUCUGGUUGUCAGAUAGGCCUACUCUUUUGUCACUUAAAAAAAGAGAUGCAUGACCUUCUCAUAAUAACAGUCUCAUUCAUUAUUGUAUGUUAAUUUUUUCUGUGGGGUACAGGUUAUAAGUCUAUAGAAACGAUUCUAAUGAAACCGCAAAUGUACUGUAUGGCUCAAUUAUUACACAUGACGUAGUGGAAUUUUGUUUACAUCUCAAAAUAAUUUUUGUCCCCAAUUUUUUUAAUGUUGCAAAAGAAAUGAAAGUUGUUUGAGGGGCUAUAAUUUGUACUUAUAUCAUGCGUAAACUUGGGAUAUUUAAUAUUAAAUUUGGAUGUCACAUUGACAAGAAAUUAUUUUGAGAUGUAACUGUAACAAAAAUUCCUGGACAUCAAAUUCUUGAUCAUAUCCAACUCUCAUAAACAUUAUUGACAAUCAUAAUGGUACUGGAUAAUCAUGCAUUCAACAACUUGAUGAGAUAAAUGGUACUGGAUAAUCAUGCAUUCAGCAACAUGAUGAGAUAAAUGAUACUGGAUAAUCAUGCAUUCAACAACAUGAUGAGAUAAAUGAUACUGGAUAAUCAUGCAUUCAACAACUUAAUGAGAUAAAUGUAGUGCCUUGAAACGUGAUGUUAGCCCAGUAGUCAUCCUAGGAUCAAAAAUAUAUAGAGAGAAAAAUGGGGUUUAACGUCCACUCGCCACGAACUAAGUCAUUUCGGGACUAACACAUGGUUCAAUUUUAUUUCAAUAUUUUGCUUGUGUGUAGGGGUCUUUAGCAGUGGGAGGAAACCGGAGGACCCGGAGAAAACCCUCCCGCAUCAGAUUUUUAGGAAGGAUUGUCUAGGAAUCAGAAUAUUUUUUUUGCAUGGCCUAACAAGAUAUAAAUACAUAGUAUUGAGGAUAUCCAUUUUUAUACGCCCACAUGGAAAUGUUGUCGUAUAUUGCUGUCGCACUCGUCCAUCAGUCAUCCACACUUUUUUUUUUUUUUAUAAGCAAUAUUUUAUUCAGAUUUGUAUCUGAAUAGGGAUUAGGGAAUAGGCAUAGCCUAUAUUAAACCCCUCUCCCUCACACUUUUUUGUGAACUACAUUUAUCAUUUGAUUGUUUUCAAAUUGAUAUAAGGUAUUGACACUACUGUCAAUUUCCCUUAAUUUCUUCUGGAGUUAUGGCCCUUGUUUCACUUUAUUGCACCUUGUGAACGCUCUUAAUGACAAAAGUUAUCACCCGGUAUGUAUGAAAUUUAUAUGCAUUAUUUAUAUUAGUAAGAUCUAUGUGAAAUGGUCUUGUAAAUGCCCCUCAUUACCUACAAAUGGAUAAAUAUGUGACAACCCUUGUGGAUCGCUCAGACGAUUUAGCAGCUGUGGGCGUAUGUUUUAUUGCCUGGCAACCUAUUUUAUGUACUUGUUAUAUCUCUGAAACUGUGUGUAUACUUGUCUAUAAUGUAUUUAGUAUAUAAAGUGUAAAUUUAUUAUAUUGUAAAAUUAUUCAAUUAUAUUUAUAGGGGUAGAGUAGUUUGGUCCUUUUGUUAAUGGAAUUUUUUUAACAUAUUAAACCUAUGUUUUACCAAUCUGAUUAAAACACAGAUCCUAUUUUAUUUCGUUUUUUAUAGUUCAAAAUUUCGUUUUACUUGUCUUUACUACACUAGGAUCUGGAAGAGUUGUUAUAUAAUAGGCGUUCUUAUUGAUGUGAGGGAUUAGUCAAUGAAACAUGCCAUGCACCGAACUGUGGGUAAACCACUAGAAACGUCAACGCUGAUUGAUUAAUCAAUGUCUGAUGUCAUAGGGUCAAAAGCCGCUCGUACGACCCUUGACACGACCUUUCAGUACAACUCGUCAGAUCUUCAUGUAGUGUAGGCCAUCGAAGGUAACGGGUAUAUAUAAAAAAAAAAAAAACGAAAAAUAGAUCUGUACUUUAAUCAGAUUGAUGUUUUUCAAGAUUGAAGAAUAUCAUAAUAGCCUACCAUGUAAUAUACAUGUCACAAGAAGCAAGUCUUCUGCGGCCAGGUCACGCCAAUCUAAAGAAUUGUUUUUUUUUUAAAAAAAAUUUAAAUUGUUUCACCUGAUAAAAACAUCCCGACGAGCAGCUCCAGAUUUCACAGGGUAUAUGUUGAAUUAAGUUCAAACUUCUGUACAUAGGCCUAUAAAUAUCAGAAAGGUGAAGCACCGGAUUACUUGUCCUCAAUGCUUGUUUCUGAAGUCCGCCAACUAUAGACUUAGGUCAUUCGGUCAUAGAAUAGAUGCUUCUCAUACACUGUACCAAACCUAUGGAAUUCAUUACCUUGACCAUAAAGAAUUCAUAAUCUCUUAGCUGUUUUAAUAAGGAGCUUUUAAAGACUCAUCUUUUUUUCUACUGCUUAUUAAAAUUAACUGUGUUUUUAUCUAGUGUGUAGUAUUUUUAGAACUCAAUAAAUGCCCUUCUUUGUGUAGCCCUAUUAGUACCCCUUAAAUGGGCUUAAGUGUAGCCCUAUUAGUACUCAAUAAAUGAUCAUCUCUGUGUAGCUCUAUCAGUACUCAAUAAAUGAUCAUAUAUAUGUAGCCCUAUUAGUACUCAAUAAAUAAUCUUAUAUGUAGCCCUAUCAGUACUCAAUAAAUGAUUUUCUUUGUGUAACCUUAUUAGUUCUCAAUAUGGUCUGUUUUGUAUAGCCUAUUAGUACCCAAGAAAUGAUCAUUUUGUAUCCUUUCUCGUACCCAUUUAUGAUCUUCUCUGUGUAGCCCUAUUCAAUUAAAUGAUCUCCUUUGUGUAGCCCUAUUCAACUAAAUGAUCUUCUUUGUGUAGCCCUAUUCAACUAAAUGAUCUUCUUUGUGUAGGCCUAUUCAACUAAAUGAUCUUCUUUGUGUAGCCCUAUUCAACUAAAUGAUCUUAUUAAUGUAGCCCUAUUCAAUUAAAUGAUCUCCUUUGCGUAGCCCUAUUCAACUAAAUGAUCUUCUUUGUGUAGCCCUAUUCAACUAAAUGAUCUUCUUUGUGUAGGCCUAUUCAACUAAAUGAUCUUCUUUGUGUAGCCCUAUUCAACUAAAUGAUCUUAUUUAUGUAGCCCUAUUCAACUAAAUGAUCUUCUUUGUGUAGCCUUAUUCAAUUAAAUGAUCUUCUUUGUGUAGCCCUAUUCAAUUAAAUGAUCUUUGUGUAGCCCUACUAAUAGUACUCAAUAAAUGCUCUCUGUGUAUUUACCCAAUUAUCAAAGUAAUAAUUCAAAUAAUCAAACAGGAAAUACAUGUAUAACAGGAAAAAAGGUAUAAUAUAUCCCUAGUGGUAUCAUUUAGACUAAUGAUUAUUGUUUUUUUAAAUAAAUCAAAUUAAGAAAUCAAUUAUUUUUUCGUUCUCAUAAAUCAAAUAUAAAGAGCAGAAUUAAAAAUAAAAUGAAUUCUCUCCUUAACAGGCUUGGAAAUAAGGCACCGGUCACAGACAAUGUCAGGCACAGCUGGUGCUUUUCAUUAUGUCAGGUACUGUUGGUCUGAUUUUAGUGUUUUUAUUAAUAAAUUUUAAUACAAGUCAGGUACUAAUUUAAAAUUAUCACAUAGAAUAGAACUUCAAUAAUGCCUGACAUUUUGUGGUAUAUAACCAAAUAUGUUAUUUCCAGGUCUACUCAUAAAUCAAAACAUUUACAGUCAAUAAUGUUUAAACAUACAUUAUACAAGAGCUAAAUCUGCCUAUUUAAGGUCUUCUUUCUUAAGACCUGAAAUGUUAUAUAAAUUAUUAAUUAGACAUUAAUUAACUUAUCCAGACCCUAAUCAACUCAGGAUGGCAUCAGAUGUUCCUGAUUUUAACUAGAUUAGAACAGUUCGCCAUUUAAAAAUUUUAAUUUAAAAAUGAGAAAGCUAGGCUUAAUCUCAAAUAUAUCAGUGCCCUGGUUACCACUAGUAUGCACACAUCUUGUCAUAACUACAAAUGGUGAUAACUUGUCUCAGAAUGAAGUAAUUUGAAUGAAAUUUUCAUUUUACAUUAUCUAUUUUUGAGCUAUUAUAGCAAGAAUGGUCAGUUCUUUAUCUAAAUCUUACAUAAUGUAUAUUUAAUAAACUAUGUCAUUUAGAAAAUGGCCAUAUAAGGCUGCUGUUUAUAAUACAAAUUCUUAUUACUGGUAUGAAUUUGCAUUUCAGUUGAGAAAUUUAAAGACUUUUUAAUUGUUUUUUUUUUUUUUAAAAGCUUAAAGGCUCAAUACCACUCUUGUUGUAACUGAAUAAUAUGUCCCAAUCUUUACUCUGGUCAACAAAUUGUACUAUUUUAGAAUAUUUCAAUAUAUAAAUUUCAUCUAAACACACUUUAUUUAAAAAUUUUGAAAAAUUCAACAUAAUGGUUUGAAACAUCUAACGUAAACCUUUUCAAAUGAAACUUUGAUUUAAAAAUAUUUUCGAACCCUCUGGACGAGUAAAAUAGGAUGUAAUGGAUAAUUUUACACAACAGGUAGGACACUUAAACAUCUAGUACUUAGAUAGAGAUAUUAUUUAUUUUCUGGAGCUUUCAAGCCAGCAAGAGUGUUAUUGUCCCUUUAAGAGAAUGACCUUUUUUUUUGUUGAGAAUGUGUUUUUAAUGUUGCUUUAAAUUAUUUAAUUCAGGUGAAAAUGAUUGUUUUUGUCAUGUAUUGAAUGCAUUAUUUUAGGAAUGACCAAUAAUUUAUAUAAAUUUGGGCUUUUUGAAAUAUGAUCAGACAACAGCUUAUCAAUAAAAUAUUAACUUAUUUAUCAA
This is a messenger RNA of Patella vulgata (common limpet), 9832 nucleotides long. Its product is annotated as myb-like protein D. Gene Ontology annotation, cellular component: cytosol; membrane. The record is from RefSeq and is a predicted model, not a curated record. The transcript is spliced from 6 exons. Bases 97 to 2697 code for a protein of 866 amino acids. NCBI's taxonomy places the organism in Eukaryota, Metazoa, Mollusca, Gastropoda, Patellidae.